AUGGCAGCCGACCUUGACGUUUCCGACAUCAAACUCAUGACCAAGUCCUUUCGGGCGCGGACCAUCACCGUCUUGGCUAUCUGCUAUCCUCUAGCGACUAUAGCUGUCCUCCUGCGAUUCCUCAGUCGACGGAUAUCAAAAAAUUCCUUCUGGUGGGACGACUGGCUGGCGGCCACUGGACUGUUGGUGACUGGCGGGUUCUGUGCUUGUGUUAUCGCUUGCAUCCCCCAUGAUGAUAUCCUCGACGGUAGGCGAAAGAUUGAUACGGCACUCAUGAUUUACAACACAAAGGGCGCUUAUGUGGCAGAAUUGUUUUACUACCUCAACCAGCUCUCUCUUAAGCUGUCCAUAAUGUGCUUCUACUGGAGGGUAUUUUCUUCGUCCAACUACAUGCGACGGUCGAUCCAAGUCAUCGGCUGCUUCAUCCUUCUCUGGUUCAUCGCAUCGUUCAUCGUUGCGAUACUGCAAUGCGUCCCCGUCGAAGCAGCUUGGGAUCCUGUGGCGAAAGCUAAACCAGGAGUCAAGUGCGUCAACUUGAAUGGCUUCUUUUUUGGGACGUCUGUUCCAAACAUCGUCGCCGAUUUGGUCCUGGUCCUGCUGCCUGUACCGCAGGUCUUGCAGCUUAACAUCACCAUGACGCAGAAAGUCUUCAUCAUAUUCUUCUUCCUGCUGGGUGGAUUUGUUGUCAUUACCUCGAUUGUGCGCCUGCGCCUCCUGAUCCUUGUCGACUUUAUCACGUUUCCGAUCAACUGGACGAUGGACAAUUCAGUUGUUUGGACAAUAGUGGAAAACUGCUGCGGUGUUGUCAGCGUCUGCCUUGCAUCUCUCCGGCCUAUCAUCAAGCUGUUGCCCUGGGCGAGCAUCCAGUCAGCAUUUGGACGGAGUUCUGGUAGAAGCAAAGGCCCUAACAGCGCAACUCGAACCAAGACUAGCGUCUUCAGCCGCGCACGACACCCAUCGCAGUGGAGCCAGAUUGACUCGAGUCAUGAGGGGAUGUCGCAGUCACUGGAAGCGAGAAAGGAUACAACAGCCGAUGUUGUCUCGAUCGAGAUGCAACCAACGGAGAAUUCAAGUCAGGACGAACUCGCGGGGCCGUUGGGAAGAUAUGGAUAG
Molecule: messenger RNA, 1113 nt
Organism: Fusarium vanettenii 77-13-4
Lineage: Eukaryota; Fungi; Ascomycota; Sordariomycetes; Hypocreales; Nectriaceae
Exons: 5
Coding region: 1-1113 (370 amino acids)
Source: RefSeq, a predicted model, not a curated record